Molecule: messenger RNA, 870 nt
Organism: Fusarium subglutinans
Lineage: Eukaryota; Fungi; Ascomycota; Sordariomycetes; Hypocreales; Nectriaceae
Product: peptidase S15
Exons: 5
Coding region: 1-870 (289 amino acids)
Molecular function (GO): hydrolase activity
Source: RefSeq, a predicted model, not a curated record
AUGUCCCGCCUUGACGUCACCUUCAAAACACUGGAUGGCCUCACCCUGAGUGGAUGGCUAUACCCAGCCGCCCAAUAUGGGCCAGGCAUUAUUGUUUCUCCAGGAUUCAACAUGCCUAGAGAGGCCUUUGUGCCUGAUAUCGCGCAGUGGUAUCAGAAUCAUGGCAUCACGGCCCUCAUUUUCGAUACGAGGACUUAUGGCCUAAGUGAUGGCCUACCGAGACAAGAGACUAGCACUCGUAAACGAGUUGAGGAUUUUCAUGAUGCCGUCACGUUCCUUUCCAAGCACGAACUGGUUGACCCUCAGAAGAUUGCCCUUUGGGGCCUCUGUUUUGAUGGGAAUAUGUGUCUUGCUGCUACAGCACUCGAUCCACGUGUACAUGCUGUCGUCGCGGUAGCACCUGUCAUUGACCUGCAUGGAUUUCCCGAGCGACGAAGAGCUAUUAUUGAGCUGGCCAUGCAGGAUCGCGAAGCUCAAAUGGCUGGGGAAGAGCCACUCUAUCUGCCCUACGUCAACGAAGAUGGCACUGUUCCUCUCGGCCCCUCAAUGGGCUCAGACUUUUGGCCCAUGAUGACACGCUUGAAAAUCCCUGUCGAGAACCGCGUCACGGUGCAGACAUUCUACAGUGCUUUCUCGUGGGAUAUCAUGACGCUCAUUCCCUAUGUCAGCCCUACGCCUGCAAUGAUGGUAACACCCGAGAAUGAUAUUGAAUGUCCCGCAGCGGAGCAGAUUGCCGCGUUCGAGAAGAUGGGUGAGCCAAAGACCUUUCAUUUGCUUCCUGGAAAGGGUCAUUUGGACUGGGCUUUUGGCGAUGUUGACUCUGUGAUGGAGAAGCAGUUGGAAUUCUUAAAGGGAGCCUUGAAUUUCUAG